Molecule: messenger RNA, 4749 nt
Organism: Nerophis lumbriciformis (worm pipefish)
Lineage: Eukaryota; Metazoa; Chordata; Actinopteri; Syngnathiformes; Syngnathidae
Product: receptor-type tyrosine-protein phosphatase N2-like
Biological process (GO): regulation of secretion; insulin secretion involved in cellular response to glucose stimulus; protein dephosphorylation
Cellular component (GO): synapse; secretory granule
Molecular function (GO): protein tyrosine phosphatase activity
Source: RefSeq, a predicted model, not a curated record
GUCAAACAGCAUCAUCAUUAGGAGGAAAGGGAACGCCCUGCAUCCACUCUUCCUCAUCACCCAUCCACCGCGGCGGUGUCACGUGAGAGGACAAGCACCGUGGACAAGAUGGAUGACACGUCCUUUUAAGACAACAUGUCUUCCUUUUGAGACCCAAGAACCCACGAUAGACAUGCUGCUUUCCUCCGCCAUCUUCCUCUUCGUCAUCCUGCAGACCUGCCCCGCCUCCGCCGACCGGAGGUUCGGUUGUUUGUUCGAGAGGAACCUCUGUACGCUGUACGAGAUCUGUGUCAAUGAUGGGAUGUUCGGGAGGUGUCACUCUCUCCCGAUGGAGGAGGUUUACUCCUAUGACGUCACUCUGCCUGUGGUUCAACACUUUAGACUGCUGCUCGACCAGAUGGCAAACCGAGGUCUGACAUGGGAGGAUGACACCACCCAGCAGGUUCUGGCCAAAGAAUUGUACAAAAUCCGUAGGGUUCCUCACCGGCUGUCACUGAGCGGAGCCACCUACAAAACAGACAGCAGGACAGAAGCAGCGGUGAUGGACCCAGUGGAACAGAGACUAAAACCAGCAGAGACGGAGCUUAACAGGAACCUGCAGGCGUACCUCCAACACCUCGGACUCCUCCCAAAAACAAGCGGCACUGAAGGCCUGAUUGUUGCUAGCAAGGACGGUCGAGUCCAGUCAGACCCGACCAUUCAGAAGACAUCUUCCUCUCUCAAAGUGAAGCAGAACCUUUCAGCUGAGGAGCUUCAAGUCCUCCUAAACGUCCUCAGGCAGCUUCUCUCCCGGCACCCCGACCCCUCGCCCCGCUUAAGGCCCAUCUACAGCUACGGAACAGAAAGUUCUGUGCCCAAGACCUUGAAAUCCAGACCCAAUAAUUUGGACAAAAGUAAAGGAUCUUCAGCUAAGGAGCCGCUGACGUUAGUUGACGAGAAGUUCAUCCAGAAUGUCUUAAGGAACAUCGGCAAACAGCACCUGGACGUGGACAACCUGUCGCCGCACGACGUGGACCAGCUGUCCAACCUGAUUGUGGACGCUUUGCAAGUAGUAGACAAUGGCCGGGGUGGAGAUCGGGUACGGGUCCAACCUGGACCACGAGACUUGGAAGGAGAGUUGAGUGACGGACAAGAAAGAAAGGAGGAGGCGGUCAGAGACGAUGAUGAGAAGUUCAUGGAAGAAGCUCCAACUGUGAAGAUCACACUUGCUGAUGCCUCUCAAGAAGUCCACUCACUGACUGACAACAACAACAACAUGGAGGACAAGGAUGAGAGUCCAAACGUGUUCAGCAAACUUCUGGCCUACUUGGACCAAAGUCCCUUCACGGCCCCGCCUCCUCCUAGGCCGCAGAGAAGGGCGGGGCUCGAGAACGUCCAGAGCCGCACCCGCGAGGUGGGCGUAGCGGUGGAGAAGAAGGACACCACCCAAUCCGUGGAGGAGGUGUCGGAGGUGUCGGGCUGGGUCAAGGAGGUGGCCCCGCCCCUUGCGGCGCUGAAGUAUGAGGCGGCGCAUAAGAAGAUGCUGAGCGUCCCUGAGCUCCAGCUGGAUGUCAACGCAGACAGAAAGAAGGCGGAUGACAUCUUUGGCUACGUCAUCACUGACACGGACGGCCUGCAGACCGAUGAAGGUCUGCACAUGAUGGAGAUCCUGGCUCACAUGGCCAGAAUCCAAAUGACCGACUUUGCUGAGCUUUCGGUGGUGGGCCCGGCCGUGACCUUUAAAGUGAGUCCAAACCGUCAAAACGUCAGCACAGCAGAUGUGGUCCACGUGGCAGUUGAUCAGAAAGCAUCGCUGGAAAAGGAAGCCAAGCUCAGCAUCCUGGAGGCGGGAGUCGCAGACGGGAACCACAUCAACCAGAUCCCCACCAAGUACAGCCAGGCUGAGUCCACCAAGUACCUGGUCCUCACAGUGGUGUCCAUCCUGUGCAUCGUGGGCGUGCUGCUGGCCUCCACCGUGGUCUACUGCCUCCGCCAUCGCUCGCACCACAAGCUGAAGGAGAAGCUAACCAACCUGGGCGCAGACACCAGCGGGGAUGCCACCGCCACCUAUCAGGACCUGUGUCGACAGCGCAUGGCGGUCAAACCUCAGGCUGAGCGCCGCCCCGAGCCCGCCUCCUCCAGGAUCAACAGCGUGUCGUCUCAGUUCAGCGAUGCCGGCGCGGCCGUCAGUCCAUCGGCUCGUAGCAGCCUGUCGUCGUGGAGCGAGGAGCCCGCCCAUCCCAACAUGGACAUCUCCACUGGUCACAUGAUUUUGUCCUACAUGGAGGAUCACCUGAAGAACAAGGACCGACUAGAGAAGGAGUGGGAGGCGUUGUGUGCCUACCAGGCAGAACCCAACACUAGCACCAUGGGCCUGAAGGACGGCAACGCCAAGAAGAACCGCUCUGCUGCUGUGGUUGCUUAUGAUCAUUCUAGAAUCACCUUGAGGCUGGAGAACAGUCAAGGCAACUCUGACUACAUCAACGCCAGCCCCAUUAUGGAUCAUGACCCCAGGAACCCCGCCUACAUCGCCACGCAGGGCCCGUUGCCGUCUACUGUGGCCGACUUCUGGCAGAUGGUUUGGGAGAAUGGCUGCGUGGUCAUCGUCAUGCUGACGCCGCUGGUGGAGAGCGGCGUGAAGCAGUGCUACCACUACUGGCCUGACGAGGGCUCCAACCUUUACCACAUCUACGAGGUCAACCUGGUGUCAGAACACAUCUGGUGCGAUGACUUCCUGGUUCGUAGUUUCUACUUAAAGAACAUGCAGACAAACGAGACGCGGACCGUCACCCAGUUCCACUUCCUGACCUGGCUCAACCAGAACGUCCCCGAGACCAGCCGGACCCUCCUGGACUUCCGCAGGAAGGUGAACAAGUGUUACCGCGGGCGUUCCUGUCCCGUCAUCGUACACUGCAGUGACGGCGCUGGAAGGACAGGGACGUACAUUUUAAUCGACAUGGUCCUCAAUAAGAUGGCUAAAGGUGCCAAAGAGAUUGAUAUUGCAGCUACACUGGAACACCUAAGAGACCAGAGGCCGGGUAUGGUGCAGACCAAGGAUCAGUUUGAGUUUGUGUUGACCACGGUCGCUGAAGAAGUGAACGCCAUCUUGAAAGCUCUUCCUCAGUAGGAUGGAUGAAGGACAAGACGUUCUAAUGCUGUCUCAUCCACUAGUGGACAUCUUAUACCGCUAACCUUCUCCUUGUUUUCUGUGUCUCAUGUCCUCGCUGUACUUCCUUUCUUUCUCCUCAUCUCCUCUCCUCCUUGUGAUGAGCAGAGUGAGCGUAAAAAGAUAUAUUUUAUUUGGCCAAGUGACGUUUAAUAUGUGAAUGGAUUGUUUUUGUUUCAAAAUUUGCUUCUAAAAAGGCUGCAAAUCGUCAGUAAAAUAAGGACCAUUCCACCGAAUCUGUGCUAUCUGCAUCCCCAGGAAAUAAGAUAAGUAGAUGGUAAAAUUAGCUGUAAAAUAAAAAUAUAUAAAUCGGAGUGUCUUGCACAUUGCAUUUUUUAAUAGAUACAAUUAACAAAAACAGCAUGCAUGUCUUAAAAUGUAACUUGACUAAUAAAUAAUCAUUAAAAUACCUCAGAAAUGUGAUAUUUUUUUACAUAGGUGUUUUAGUCCGUAUGCCUUAUUCUUUUUUUAUUUAAAACAAAGUACAUUUUAUAAUUGCCUUUUACCCAAUUCAUUUUAGUUUCAGGUCAAAUGUAGUCAGUUUUUCAAUCCAGCAGAUAGUGCCAUUAUAAAACAUCAAUACAAUAUCAGCGCAGUGUCAAUACAGGUAGUGAGUGUGCCAAACUCACUGAAACAUCACUGCUACUAAAAACAUACUUGAAUUUCUGUUACUCAAGUGGUUGAUUUAUCUUUGAGCGAGUUAACAAGCACAGAUUUGGUAGAAUGUCCUUUACGCUAUUUAGGUCAAUAAAAAGAAACUAGUGGCAAAUAUUCCAUCUUUAUGUGGCUGUAAGUCAGUGAGCGAAGGUUUGGCGUCCAAGUUUGAUGUUUGUUUUUUUAUUUCUUUGACAUUUCUGUCCUUUUGUUCAACAGCAGUCUAACAGGGCGCCUUUAGUGUGCUUUAAAAUCAAUAGUGAGGCCAUAAACACACAAAACGCACCCCCAGGGAGGAAUAAAAAAAGCAAAGGUUCAUUUGUUUGCGUUUUAAUGCCUCAAAGGUCCUGAUGAAGUCCAGUCUAGAGGAUUGGUACUGAGCAGCUCCUCUUCUAUGUAGGAUUGAAGGCUAACUUGUACUUGUAGACCAGCUUGCUUGAAUCCAACAAGUUGUUGCAUGUUCAGCCAGUUUAUUUGAUUGAAUGUGUUGGUAGACUAGUUACGAACACAAUCGUGCUGCAAAAGCUGUGUAAUCAAAAUCAAUAGAAGCAUGAGGUGUUUUGUGUAAGCAACAUUUUUGGACUAUUUCUUGAUUUUAUGAGGCGUCUCCAAACUUGUGCGGUUUCUUUUUUUUCCCCAUUGCAUUUCUGAAGCAGCUUUUUGCUUGAAUUAUGCAUACAUCUUGGUUUUGUGUUUUUGCUUAUAGCUGAGCAGAGUGCACAGUAAUUAUUUUAAUGUUUUUUCCAGUGCUAACUUGUGCAUGGCAAGCAGUCCAAUUAAUAUACAUAAACAUUUAUCUACUAUUGUAUGAUGAUAAGUUUUAGUCAGUGUGCAACACGUUCUGAAGAGCUACACACACACAUGAAUACAUUGUACAGAAAACCAAGAAGCUAUUUUGUUCUAUUGGUGUCAUCAUAUUGUCAAUAAAGUUGUAUUGUCAAAACAGAAAA